Orbicella faveolata is the source of this 1913-nucleotide messenger RNA. Its product is annotated as forkhead box protein I2-B-like. Gene Ontology annotation, molecular function: RNA polymerase II cis-regulatory region sequence-specific DNA binding; DNA-binding transcription factor activity, RNA polymerase II-specific. The record is from RefSeq and is a predicted model, not a curated record. Gene Ontology annotation, biological process: anatomical structure morphogenesis; cell differentiation; regulation of transcription by RNA polymerase II. Lineage: Eukaryota; Metazoa; Cnidaria; Anthozoa; Scleractinia; Merulinidae.
CAGGAUUUCCGUCCGGGAUGGAAUCGGUUCUCAACCUUUUCUAUCACGUGUGUUGCUAUAACAUUCUAAGAACAAAAUCUUUAAGAAGGCGUGGGGGAUAUGGUCUGCGAUAACUCGAUAACGAUAAUCGAUUCAUUUAUUUUAAAGAAAGUAAUUAACAAGGACAGGAAACACGCCCGCUUUUCCUCCACACCAUAACGACGGAAAUUCUGUAAUCGCUGUUCACACAUUUUCUUUUUGUACUGUACCAGAGAUUCUGUGUUUCGAAGUACCGUAUAGUAUUUGUUUUCAUGUUGGAAAUGAUCAGGCCCGUCUGGAUAAGUUCAUUUUCAAACCUUACCUCAUGAUCAUUUAAACUUGUUAUAGAAAGAUACAACGAGAAGUAAGGAACUUUACAUCGCUGUUGGAGAUUAGCGUUAAUUGUUUUCAAACUUGCUCAUGAAAAGGUCUGUUGCUUUUUCAGUCCAAAUGACAAAUGAUUUGAUGAUUCAAAAAUAUCAUGUUUAAUCUAUCGUUAGUUUUAAAGUCAGCGUUCUCCUGGCAACCCACCUAACAGUUCAACAAUUGUCAAUUUAUCUGUUGCACGGUUAAAACCACUGCAUAAAUAAAUUGCAGACGGGAUAAGAAAACUAAGGAAGAUGUAAUUGCAUUAGCGAAUGAAUUAAGCGGCUUAGAGGUAUAGAAUUUCAUCAGACACUUACGGCAUUUCUUCUAAACAGUAGUGUGUAAACGCAGCGUGUUUUUAAUUAAACUUUGUGGGUGGUGUGCAAGCUUGACAGCUUCCUGUGUUUGUGCAAUAGCACGAUGAGCAUAAAAGCGUCAUUUGUGUAUUGAAACAGAACUGUAAACAAGCGGCUUGAUCUGCUUACUUAUAACGCGUACACAGUUCCUGAUAUAAGGCGGUGAAGAGCCUCUUAAAGACGUGUUAGCUAUAAUCCGCAAGUAAAACACCACGGAAAGAUGUCUGAGGGAUUGCUGAAGACCAGAAAGGGCCGCCGGCGGACAGAUCAACCCAAGCCUCCACACUCCUACAUUGCGCUCAUAACAACAGCUAUCCUCAGCUCGCCUAACAAGAAGCUCACACUAACAGAGAUAAACAAACACCUCGUGGAGAACUACGAGUUCUUCCGCGGAACGUACCAGGGUUGGAAGAACUCAGUGCGACACAACCUCUCGUUUAACAAGUGCUUCGUGAAAAUAUUGAAGGAUCCGUCGCGGCCAUGGGGAAAGGAUAACUACUGGACAGUUCUGUUGGAUUCGCUGAAGGAAUAUGUCAGUGAAGACGGUCAUUUUAGGCGAAGACGAAAGCGGCAACCUCGAACAAAAGGAAAGAAGUUUUCUCAAAAUUCUUCCGUAAAGGGACACGAGGAUAAGCUACCUACAACACCAGAUGAAAUCAGAAAGAACUUAAGAUCUGGUGUUGAUAAUGAUCUUCUUGUCAAGUCCAGCUCAGACGUAUUAGCCAAGGGAAAUAUUGAUCUUAACAGGUUCUCCAUUGACAGAUUGCUAAAGGAUAAAGAUGGAACUCAAAACGACGCCGAGAAAUUUAGUCAUCACAUGUUUGCUGGUCUCGCAAGAUUUCAAGGUAUGAAGGGGGAAAUGACAAUUAUUUGAACUGCAAAGCAAGUAAUUAAAUUAUCUUUUAUGUAGUUAGGGUAAAGACUAUUUUAGAGUGUCAGGGGCUUAGUGUUGAAGGGCCAGGGCGAGUGGAUAGCAACCUCUGCGCGUAAAACAAAACUGUACACCGAUGGAUAAAAGAGAAAAUAGUAUUAUCAGGAGAUAAAAUAAUAUGACGGCAAAUCAUAGGAACAAAAUCUCCUGACACUAAACGUUUGAAGCGCCACAAAAACUGGCGAAGUAUUGUAAACUAAAAGCUACUAGACAAUCGUCUGAUGUCCCGUUCAACUCUUUUG